Messenger RNA from Penicillium oxalicum, 192 nucleotides. RefSeq lists its product as uncharacterized. Bases 1 to 192 code for a protein of 63 amino acids. The transcript has 2 exons. The record is from RefSeq and is a predicted model, not a curated record. NCBI's taxonomy places the organism in Eukaryota, Fungi, Ascomycota, Eurotiomycetes, Eurotiales, Aspergillaceae.
AUGACCGGGCCGGGUAUUCACGCUAACAAUAAUUCUCGGCUCAACGCGAAUCGCAUGCUCAGAACUAGAAAGGUGUUGGCCUACGUUGCCGAGCGUAUCGACCCCCCGAAUCCGGAUGACCCUGAAUCCAAUCAGAUGCCGCCAGAGGAGUACCUCGAGCUGUAUUGCCAAAAAAACGCUCUGCCCGCCUAA